UUUCGAUCAAGUCCUAAAUACUACUCAUGGCACAGAACAGGCUGAUUAAUUUUCUGUUGCUUGUUUUCGCGUAUCUGUUUUGGACAGCUGGUUAGAUGGCCAAUCGCAGUGUAAUGUUCGUGACCUAGAUCUUUACAGAGUGUAGCAGUUGCGGGGUUUCUCAUUCGUUAACAGUACGUAAUGAUGACAAAGGGAGAUCAGUGAUCCGCCUCUGCACACUCCGCAUUCAGCCUUGAGGGAGAGAAAGAGACAACUAAGGUACUCGCGGUAGCUUUUCAAAGAUCCGAUUUUUAAUGUAAAAAAUAUUUUAAGUUUUAUUUUUUUGGGACUGUUAAGCACCACAUGGUUGGAGUGUAAAGCGCCGCCUUGUUUUCAUUUCUCUUUGAUAAGAAAUGGUUCACUGACCCCGCGAGUGAACAUGUUCUGAUCGGAAGUCUAUCAUCCGCAGCCUGAAUAUCGGCCUGUGUGGACGGGAACCAGAUAGCUUUUCGGAUUUUGUCCCUGUGUUGCAUGGAUUGGAGUGGAUCGUUAGGACGACAUAGACAGUCUGAGCCCAGUUCUCAGGGACAACCCUCCACUUCAUGAAGAAGUGAAAGCUUGGGUUAAAGAACAAAAAGUUCAGGAGAUUUUUAUGCAAGGUCCCUAUUCUCUGAACGGCUAUAGAGUACGAGUGUACAGGCAAGAUUCUGCCACCCAGUGGUUCACUGGUAUCAUUACCUAUCACGAUCUUUUAAGCCGCACUAUGAUCGUGAUGAAUGAUCAGGUGCUAGAACCACAGAAUGUUGACCCUUCUAUGGUACAAAUGACUUUUUUGGAUGAUGUUGUUCAUUCUCUGCUGAAAGGUGAAAACAUAGGCAUCACAUCAAGACGAAGGUCUCGUUCCAAUCAGAACAGUCCAGCUAUUCAUGGUCAUUAUACACGUGCACAAGCCAAUAGUCCACGACCAGUGAUGAAUCCCCAGACAACAUCUGGAAAGCAGAAUCAGCAGCAAAGGAUCAUCCGUUCAAACAAAAGGAAAGAAUCGGAUAGCAGUAUACCAGAAGAAGAUAAGAUAAAAGAGGACAAAUGUGAGAAUCUUGUAAAAGAAGAAUCUUCAAAGAGCAAAACAAAGCAGUCUGUUAAUAAAAGGAGAAAGCAAGAAGAGGGUGAAAAGCAAGUGACUUUAGAAAGACUGAAAGCAGACAAUAACUCGGAUACUGAGAGCAGUGAGUCUGAAAAUCCUAUUAAUAAAGUCAUCUUGGAUUCAUUCUCUGAGCAAAGUUCAGAAACGGAACUGAAAACCAAAAUCACAUCAAAUGACACUAAAAAUGAAGGAAAGCCCCAGAACCACACAGGAACAGAGGAACAGAUGGUAAUUGAUAACUCAACUCCAUGUAAUGAAAGGCAGGAGGUUAAAAAAGACAGUGAAAUGCAGGAACCUGAACCAGUUGACAAGAAAAUUGACCUCCAAAGGACAGAGUUUGGUCAUCAACAGAAUAUAAAAUCACAUGAAGUGACUCGACGGUGCAUUGUAGAAGUAAAAACCAUGAGUGAAUCUGUGUCCUCGGAACCUUCACCAGAUACCACGAAAAAGCCAUCUGUACAGAACUCUAUAUUUGAUAUCAGUAAUGGAGCUUUAUCAGAUAAUCUGCUUCAUAAAGCUACCAACAUCCAUUCUCACAGUCUUGCAUCUCAGAACCUGGAAAUUAACUUCAUCAGUCCAACACAUUCAAAUAUAAACAUGCGUACUUCAGAUAUUCAAAAAUCAGAAGCGGAUCUGCAUCUGAACAACAAAAUUAUCUGUGAAAUCAAAUCUCAAGUUAAUACAUUCUCAACUGUUAAUGAAACCAGUAAUAGGUCAGAAAAGGAAAAAACAGCUAAUAUCUUAGGACUACAACCUAAUGCUUCUAUCCACAUUACCAAUAAAACCAAUAAACUAAAUAAAACAAACACUUUACCUGAUAUGCUGAAGCCUAAAAUCUCCUAUUCAUGCAGUCCAGCUGCUCUUGUCACCAAGUCAACUUCAAGAUGUAAAAAUGAAUCUUCAAGAUCCAGCUUCCAACAUGUGGGUGCAAGGACAAUUGUGGAAACUACAAAAAGCCCUUUAAUUGUUGAUAAGAAUGAGCAUUUUACAGUUUACAGGGAUCCAGCCUUGGUUGGCCCUGACACAGGGGCUAAACCUUUGUCUCCAUAUUUGCACCCGCAUCUGCAUCCCCUUCAUACCUCACCACAUUCAUCUUGCUUGACCGCAAAUAGUUCUCAUCCAGCUCUCAGAGCAGCAUCGCAUCAUCUUUCUGGUUCACCACGGACUUCUGCCACAAAUAAUUGUCAUGUUCUCAGCAGUGCCCCGCCCCAUUCUGUUCACUCUUCCCACCACCUUUCUGCUGUCUUACCUGGAGUUCCGUCAGCAUCUUUGGUGUGUGGGCAUUUAGAUUCUGUGCAUGUAAGAAAUUUAAGCCCCUUAUCCCUGGCACACCAUCAGCAACAGUUUUUACAGCAACAUUCGCCUCAGCUCCUUGGCCAGAACCAUCCAUCAGCUUAUAACCAGCUUGGACUCUAUCCUAUACUCUGGCAGUAUCCAAAUGGCACUCAUCUGUCUCCAGGUCUGAGUAUGACCUCAUCUAAGUGGGUCCAUCCUGAAAACCCUCUGAGUGCUGAAGCUUCUUUGAGGAGGAAUGCAUCCAGUCCUUGGCUACCUCAGCACACCACUGUGACCUCAGCUGAGAGUCUGGGGUUACUAAGCCACAUCCCUGUACGCCCUGCCAGUGCUGAACCUCAUCGACCCUUGAAAUUGGCCUCACAUUCGAGUCCGCCUUUGUCAAAGGCAACUGCAGAUCAUCAAAAAGAAGAAAUUGACAAGAAAAAUUCAGUUAAUUCGAAACGUUCUGUUACUGCUGUUCAGAUGAAGCUUGAACUUAACCACGAUCGACAUUCACAUGGACUGGAAAGUCAGCUGGCUCGAGGGUUUACGAGCACUGCCUUUUGUCAGAGUAAGGAGAAAAGAUCACCCCAGGAACAAAGUGAAAAUCAUAAUAAAUACAAUGAAGAGCGACGUCGGAUUCUGCAGGAGAGCAUUGAAGUUGCUCGUUUUGCUUCCACAAUAAAGACAAAUGAAGCUGCGAAAGAUGCCUACUCUAGAAUACCAUCUUUGCCUGCUGAUGGCCUAAAACCCCAGAGCAUAAAACAAGAUCGAGAAACAGAGCAUUGUGCAAUAGAGCUUUAUACAUCAAAGAAUUCAGUACCUCAUUCUAUGCCCCAAAGCAACUAUUUUACUACUUUGUCAAACAGUGUUGUAAAUGAGCCACCUAGAUUAUAUCUUUCUAAAGAUACAAUACAUCCUUAUGCUGAAAAAACAAAUCCUUCAACACCUACUCUCCUUCCAUAUAACAAGACUUUGUCCAAACCACCUCCACUUAUUAAGCAUCACCCUGAGAGCGAGGGGUUAGUUGUCAAAAUUACAGAACAAUUUUCCCACCAAGUGACUUCUCAGGCUACGAGCUCAAAUAAUAUUGAUCACGGGAGGACCAGAGAACAGUUAUCAAUUUCACCCUCAAACCCUCUGAGAGGUAUGCCAUCUUUACAUAGGGCUCCAGUUUACCAGCCUUCAUCGCAUCAUAUUACAGAGCGCAAAGAAGGUAAUUAUCGCAAUCUAUCCCCACCAACCCUAACUCCAAUACAGCCUGUGAAUGCUGCUAAGAUUUCUGAACUCCAGAAACCUCCAACUUUACUACCAGAGCCAAGGGCUGAUGGGAAAAUUUGCAUGCAUAAUUCUGCAGUUGCUUCACUUGAUGCCUGGAAAACUGUUAAACCAGUUUGCCGCUUGGAGAACAACAACAAAGUUGCCUCAGCAUCUGUUAUUGUAAAACCACCUUCUAUUGUUAAGCAAGAAAAUAAAGUAGAAAUUCAAACCAACUCAAAGGAUUCUGGAAGAGAACGUUUGUUAAUGCAAUCAAAUCCAGUAGAUGACCUUAAAGCAUCUAAAGUCAAAGAAAUGUGGAGAACCAAUCUGCCUAACGUGAACUUGGACACUACAGGUGCAGAGCAUGAAAAAAACUUUAAAGCUUUACUUCCGGACAACAAUUCAAAAUCUGUGGCUGCCACUGACUUGUUGUGCAAGAGCAGCACUGACUCCUCAGCUUCUGCAACCCCAGCAACUAAGAUUUUAAGUAGCAAUGAAACAAAUAUAACCUAUUGUUCCUCCUACACCACACUCACUAACAGUGUAGCAGGACAUGUCGUUCCCAAAACUUCAACUCAUUUCGGAACACAGAUACAGGAAUGCAAGAUUAAUACCACAUCCGCUACAGUUUUUUCAACAGCUGCUGCCAGAACAGGAAGCACUACACAGAAUAACACAGGAGUCUCGAAUACAAUUGAUUACUACCAGCUGAAAAAGCACAAAGCAGCAUUGGCUAUGGCUCAUUCUGGAAGCACUACUGCAAAUAACAAUAAUGAAUCUGCAAGCCUUAAAAGUGAAAAAAGUGCAGCAUCUCUCUCUCCAAAUAAUACUGGAACAAUAGAUGUAUCUUGUCAAGCAAGCUCUGUUACCAAUGGCCAGAUUAUUCAAUCUAGCCAACCUAGUUAUCACACAAAACUUAAAAAAGCCUGGUUAACCAGACACUCUGAAGAAGAUAAAAAUACAACUAAAGUGGGAAAUACAGAAACCACAGGGAAAGAUGCAAGGAAACUAAUUACAGUUCAUCCAUUAGCUUCCACAUCAAAUGAUGUAGACAAAACAAGUCAAUCUGAGGAAGAGAGAACUGAGCAAGAAGAAAGAAAAAUGAGAAGGGGAUCAAAAAGAAUUUAUGAAUCUGGAUCUGAAAGUGAUGCUUCAGAUGAAAGUGAAAAUAAAUCUGAGCAUAGGGUCAAACGUCAGCCUAAGCCAACUUAUAAAAAGAGGCAAAAUGACUUGCAAAAGCGAAAGGCUGAUACUGAGAGAGAAGAAGAGGAAGUUAAACCUCAUGGUACGUUAUACAGAAAUACAAAAGAAAAGGAAAAGAAUAAAAUUAAACUCCAGAGUGAUGGUUUACCACGGUCAGUGUUGAAGGACUGGCGGAAAGUUAAGAAGCUCAAGCAGACUGGAGAACCUUUUCUGCAAGAUGGCUCAUGCUCUGAGAUAGCACCAAAUCUUCAAAAGUGUAGAGAAUGUCGUAUGGUACGUUAUCGGAAGAAUGAGGAGUUCAGUCAGUCAGCUGUAUUCUGCAGAUUCUACUAUUUCCGCCGAUUGGCAUUCAGUAAGAAUGCAGUACUAAGGAUAGAUGGAUUUUCAACUCCAGACCAGUAUGAUGAUGAAGCAAUAAACCUGUGGUUACCCAGUGAUUCCACAGAUGUAGAUUUGGAUGUAGGAUCUUCCAAAUACAUUUUGAGAAAUAUUGGAGAUAAAUUUUGUCAAAUAGAGACGUCUGAGAAGAACGCUAUGAGUUGGCUUAAACCAGAUGCCAAAAUAGCCUGGAAGAGAGCAGUAAAAGGAGUUCAGGAAAUGUGUGAUGCAUGUGAAGCCACUUUGUUUAAUAUCCACUGGGUUUGCCAGAAAUGUGGAUUUGUGGUCUGUUUGGACUGUUAUGAAGCAAGGGAAAGAAGGGGUUCUAAAGCUGAUAAAGAAAUUUAUGUCUGGCUGAAGUGUGUCAAAGGUCAAGUUCAUGAUUCAAAGAAUCUGAUGCCCACACAGAUUAUCCCUGGUACUGUCUUAAUGGAUAUUGGAGACAUAAUGCGUUCCAUCAAAGGUACCCAGGAAAUUGCCCCACAAGAUCCCUCUACCAGUGAACAAAGUGUACAACUUGCCAAACUUUCCACAACUAAUGGAGUUUCACAGAGCGCCCUAAAUCAGAACACCAUCAUCUCAGUGGCUAAACAACAUUCUGCAUGUGAGAAUCCAAAGACCAAUGGCAACUCCAAUAGCCCUGAGAACGACAUCACUACAGAAAAAACCAAAGAAUCACCUGUUGCUAAGGCAGUGAAGAUUGAAAUAAGCCAGAUGGACAAGAAAGAGGAUUGUAAAGCUACGACAGUGUGUCUCACCAAUGAACAUGGCUCAACCCUACGAGAUUUACUUACCUCAACAGCUGAAAAAUUACAGUUAGGCUCAACUGAUGCUGGCAUUGCCUUUGCCCCAGUCUUUUCUGCAGGAACCCCCACUGGAAGAGGUGCAAGAAGUAUGCCAAACCUCUUAGAUGACAUAAUUGCAUCAGUUGUGGAAAAUAAGAUCCCAGCAAGUAAAUCCGUGAAAUUCAGUUGUAAAGAAGGAACAAAGCAGAAUUCACAAGGAGAAGCUAAAAAGCUCAAUGUAGAUAUGAUCAGCAAAAUUCAUUCUGAAGUACCGCAUUCUUGGCUUUGUGAUGGAUUUUUGCUCUGGCUCCAAGAUCCUGGAAACCCCAGCAAUUGGAAGAUAUUCAGGGAAUGCUGGAGGCGAGACCAGCCUGUUCUUGUAUCUGGCGUGCAUAAAAAACUAAAUUCCAACAUUUGGAAACCUGAAAGCUUUCGUGAGGAAUUCAGAGACCAGAAGGUUGACCUAAUUAACUACAAAGACGGCAGUAUGAUCUCCAGUGUAAGGAUUCAAGACUUCUGGGAUGGUUUUGAAGACUUAACCAAACGAUUCAAAUCCAAGAGUGGGGAGUCUAUGUUACUGAAGCUGAAGGAUUGGCCCUCUGGUGAAGAUUUCAGAACCACUAUGCCUUCUAGGUUUGAUGACCUUAUGAAAAAUUUACCACUGCCAGAGUAUUGUGAUCCAGAAGGAAAUCUGAACUUGGCAUCCCGGCUACCAAAUUUCUUUGUACGACCAGAUUUAGGGCCCAGACUGUAUAGUGCUUAUGGACAGUCAACAAUUAAGGAACAUGGAGCUAUCAAUCUCCACCUAGACGUUGCUGAUGUAGUCAAUGUGCUUGUUUACGUUGGUGUGCCAAAAGGAAAUGGAAACAAUCACAAAGCAGCUAUCUUGACAAAAAUUGACGAAGAUGAAGUUGAUGAAACCACAAAAAAAAGAUUGAAGGAUGGUGAUGAGACGCCAGGUGCUUUGUGGCACAUUUUUUCAGCCAAAGAUUCAAACAAAAUACGGGCAUUUCUACAAAAGGCUAAUGAGGAGCAGGAUCAGGAAUCACUUGAACAUGAUCCAAUCCGUGAUCAGACUUGUUAUCUGAACAAGAAACUGCGCCAGAAGCUCUAUGAAGAAUGUGGAAUACGCAGCUGGUCCAUAUUUCAGUUCCUGGGUGAUGCAGUCUUAAUACCAGCAGGGGCACUGCGUCAGAUGCAGAGUAUUUACAGUUGCAUUCAGGUCUCUGAAGAUUUUGUGUCACCAGAGCACACAGUGCAGUCCUUCCAUCUAACACAGGAACUAAGACACCAGUCAAAACAUGAGAUAAACUGUGAGGAUAAACUCCAGGUAAAAAAUAUUAUUUACCAUUCGGUUAAAGAUGCCGUGGGAGUUCUGAGAAUGCAUGAAGAAAAGCUGUCAAAUACACAACAGAGUGCUUAAUGUUUUCAUUGUUUUGUGACUUGACAUGAUCAUUUGUUGAAAAAGACACAUCAGCAGUGCCAAGGAAAUUUGUAACUGUGGUUACAACCAUGUUGUGCUACUGUAAUCAAUUGGUCAAUGCAUCAAAAUUAAUGUAAUUUUAAAAAACAGCCUCUAAUAAUAUGCAGGAAACUAGCACUGUGCUGUUCCAUGUAUUAUAUUUGUACAUUUUAAAAAUGGAAAUGUAUUUAUUUUUGGAUAAAAUGUUACAGAAUUUUAUGCCAUAUUAUAGAUCUAAUGUAAACAUGAAUUUGUACAGUUUUACUUUGCUAAAAUUGAUAUUUUUCACUACAUUGAGACAGUUACUGUGAGAAGGCAUAUGCAACUACCACAUAUGCCUAUUUUUUUUAAUUGCUGAAUCGCACAGCUAUCCAUGUCAUAUCUUAAAGUACUGCCAAAUAACGACACAUUCUGAAGUUCCUUAUAAUAAAAUGACUGGAUGCAUAUCCCACACACAAUAGCUUUUCAUUAAAUAUUCAUUGUAAAAUUUAAACAUUUACAAAGCUGUAAUUUAUUCAGUUGUCUAGUUAAAUUUGUUAUGGUGAACUUUUGCAAGCAAAAUGACUUAUUACCAAGAAAGUUGAUAUUCUAUGUAAAUACAUAUAAAUAUAUACAUUCAAUUAUGUAUUUUUUUAAAGCAUAGCUUGCUUCAGUUUGUUAAAGUACAAGUGUUACAUGCUUUGUACGUUGAAAUUGAAAGGGGUUUUACAUUUUCCAAUAAAAUUGAUUUAUCAAAUAUCUGAA
Molecule: messenger RNA, 8230 nt
Organism: Carcharodon carcharias (great white shark)
Lineage: Eukaryota; Metazoa; Chordata; Chondrichthyes; Lamniformes; Lamnidae
Gene: jmjd1cb
Product: jumonji domain containing 1Cb
Exons: 24
Coding region: 632-7447 (2271 amino acids)
Biological process (GO): regulation of transcription by RNA polymerase II
Cellular component (GO): histone deacetylase complex; chromatin
Molecular function (GO): chromatin DNA binding; histone H3K9 demethylase activity; transcription coregulator activity
Source: RefSeq, a predicted model, not a curated record